AUGGACUGCUCGAUCAUCUGCAUAUUAUCCAUGAUGGUUCAGAUGCAGCCGGACGUCGAGAAUUUAGUACGUUUCUGUCUUACCCUACCCUACCCUAUCCUACCCUACACGGCCCUACCCUACCCUACCUUACCCUACCCUAUUGUAUCUACCGUACUAUACCGUACCCUACCGUGCUUUACCGUACCGUAUCCUGCCCUACCCUAUUCUCCUUUACCUUACCGUAUCUUGCUCUCCUUUACCUUACCUUAUUAUACCUUACCGUACCAUUCUUUUCAGAAAUGCUCCUACUGUAUGACAGUAGAUGCCCUAACCACAGACUGCUACAAUGACCCACUAAGGUGUUGGCACUCAUCCCCAAACGAUCUCCUGUACUGCCUAACAUCAAUCGAGUUUCGUGCUGACAUAGCACUAAAGUCGCGACGAUGUGUCGCUCAACCCACCUUUCCAAUGGACAAGAACAUACUACAACUUGCGAUGCGACAACGGCCGGUUUGCGAUCUAAAAUCGGCCCAAGGUUGUAAUUGUACCACUUGUGUGGCUCCACCACCGACCACACCCAGGCCUUUUAAGCCGCAGUACCCUCCGCCGAGGUUAUGUAAGUUGGCUUUUUGGGGUUGACGAAGUGUCACAGUUUUUAUUGGAAUUUUGAGGAAGUGCCAUAGGUUUUAUUUAAUUUUUUACGAAAUGCCACAGAUUUUAUUGGUUUUUUGACAAAGUGCCACAUAUUUUAUUGGAUUUUUGACGAAAUGUCACAGAUUUUAUUGGUUUUUCAAAAACUUUUAAAAUUAUGAAUUUUUUAUUUUGGAAAGAAAGUUCUUGCCAUUUUUUGUUCUGUAAAGAAAGUUCUUGCAAUUUUCUUCUUUUUAAAGAAAGUUCUUGCCAUUUUAUUUUCUGUAAAGAAAGUUCUUGUCAUUUUUUGUUCCGUAAAGAAAGUUCUUGCCAUUUUUUGUUCUGUAAAGAAAUUUCUUGCCAUUUUACUCAUUAUGUCCCAAUAUUUCAGCGCCACCGCCACGAAAUCGACCGAAGACAUUGGCCAUUAAUUUGGGUCGUAAAGGCGACUCUUAUCUCAAAAAGAAUAAUGUCCCAGAAAAGGCGCACAAACUUCGCGCAUUGUCAUCCCAAUCCACGUCCGAAACGACAUCAACACGGUCUUUAAAUUUAUGGUUGGUAUUUGGAAUGGUGUAUAUGUUUGGCAUACUGUAG
Molecule: messenger RNA, 1206 nt
Organism: Bursaphelenchus okinawaensis
Lineage: Eukaryota; Metazoa; Nematoda; Chromadorea; Rhabditida; Aphelenchoididae
Source: the annotation of a GenBank genome assembly